AUGACAUCAGGUAAUGCCAGAGGAUUCGCAGGCCUUCAAACCCCCCAGACAUCGUGCUUUGGACGACCGCUCCUUACCAAGGACGCGCUUCGAAACGUGCAACAGCAGCUCAGCAGUCCGCUCCGGGAAGGAGACAAGAUUCGGAUAAUUGGGUAUGAUGGGGUCAAAGUGAAAUGGGAACCGUUGGGAAAAGCAGACAUGCUCCCAGAUGAGGAAGGCUUGGAGUAUUAUGUUGUGAGUCUCCUCGAGAGAGAUGCGGGUGGCACCGCAGAGCAUAAGCUUCCGUGUUAUAUCCAGGACCCAGCGUACAACGAAAUUGAUAAAGAAGCCCUUACUGAGCACGGAAUGCAGGUCGUGAACGAUCCUCAAGGGUAUCUGGAAGUCGACGAAUCAUCAGUUGUCUUCAGUUGUGCGUCCAACGUGGCUGUGAAGGAGAUUAUCACCGAACUUGCCAGACCAGCAAUUAUCAUCUGGGUGAAGGUGGAAGAGAGUGAUAUCGAGACUGGAGACGAACCGGAAGAUGACUUUUACGCAUCCACCGACCCGGUGACUCCCAGAGUGUUUGACAUGCUGAGGAACUGCUACAACACCUACGCCUUUUUACCCGAUACGAACUUUUGCGAGAUGGCAGUCUAUGUUCGGAAAUAGCGUGAUCCUCUCCUAACACCCUUGACCUCAGCAUUAUAAGUCACUAUAGCACUCAUCUCUCAAUAGCCACUUUCAUCCAGUCCAAACCUACAAAAAUAGAUCAAACCGGCUCCAUCAUCCCCCUCACCAUCCCCAGCUUCUCCUCCCCCAAAACACCCGCCCCAACCAACCUCUCCAACACCCUAACCACCCACCCCUGACAAUUCUCCCUC
Molecule: messenger RNA, 860 nt
Organism: Aspergillus ibericus CBS 121593
Lineage: Eukaryota; Fungi; Ascomycota; Eurotiomycetes; Eurotiales; Aspergillaceae
Exons: 3
Coding region: 1-648 (215 amino acids)
Source: RefSeq, a predicted model, not a curated record